Sporisorium graminicola is the source of this 1470-nucleotide messenger RNA. RefSeq lists its product as uncharacterized. NCBI's taxonomy places the organism in Eukaryota, Fungi, Basidiomycota, Ustilaginomycetes, Ustilaginales, Ustilaginaceae. Bases 1 to 1470 code for a protein of 489 amino acids. Gene Ontology annotation, molecular function: RNA helicase activity; ATP binding; mRNA binding. The transcript has a single exon. Gene Ontology annotation, cellular component: cytoplasmic stress granule; P-body. The record is from RefSeq and is a predicted model, not a curated record. Gene Ontology annotation, biological process: cytoplasmic stress granule assembly; P-body assembly.
AUGUCAGCGUCAGGUCCAGCACCAGGCCAGUCCGAAGUCGCCUGGAAGCAGCAAAUCACUGCUAAACUCUCCAAGGACGAACGUCCCCAAACCGAGGAUGUCCUCAAUACAAAGGGCAACGAGUUCGAAGACUACUUUCUCAAACGCGAACUCCUCAUGGGCAUCUUUGAAGCCGGCUUUGAACGCCCCUCUCCCAUUCAAGAAGAGGCCAUCCCCAUCGCACUCACUGGCCGCGACAUUCUCGCGCGUGCCAAGAACGGUACCGGAAAGACCGCCGCCUACGUCAUCCCCUCGCUCGAAAAGCUCAACACCAAGAAGAACAAGAUCCAGGCUGUCCUCCUCGUCCCCACGCGUGAAUUGGCACUUCAGACAAGUCAGGUCGCAAAGACACUCGGAAAGCAUCUCGGCGUCGAAGUCAUGGUCACUACCGGUGGAACUACCCUGCGCGACGACAUCCUCCGCCUCGGUCAGACUGUCCACAUGCUCGUUGGCACCCCCGGUCGUAUUCUCGACUUGGCCGGUAAGGGCGUUGCCGACCUCAGCCAAUGUACUACUUUCGUCAUGGACGAAGCCGACAAGCUCUUGUCGCCCGAAUUCACUCCCGUCAUGGAACAGCUCCUCAGCUUCCUCCCCAAGGAGAGGCAAGUCAUGCUCUUCUCGGCCACCUUCCCGCUCAUCGUCAAGGACUUUAAGGAUCGCAACAUGGUCAAGCCCUACGAGAUCAACCUCAUGGAUGAGCUCACGUUACGCGGUGUCACGCAGUACUACGCAUUCGUCGAGGAGCGCCAAAAAGUGCAUUGUCUCAACACGCUCUUCUCCAAGCUCCAGAUCAACCAGUCCAUCAUCUUUUGUAACUCCACCAACCGUGUCGAGUUGCUCGCCAAGAAGAUCACCGAGCUCGGUUACAGCUGCUUCUACUCUCACGCAAAGAUGCUCCAGGCGCAUCGAAACAGGGUUUUCCACGACUUCCGCAACGGUGCCUGCCGUAACUUGGUCUGCUCGGAUCUGCUGACGCGAGGUAUCGAUAUCCAGGCCGUCAACGUCGUCAUCAACUUUGACUUCCCCAAGAACGCCGAGACAUACCUCCACCGAAUCGGUCGUUCGGGUCGAUUUGGUCACCUUGGUCUCGCUAUCAACCUCAUCACGUACGAGGACCGCUUCAAUCUUUACCGCAUCGAGCAGGAGCUUGGAACCGAGAUCCAGCCCAUCCCAAGUAACAUUGACAAGAGGUUGUACGUCGCGCCUUCGCUCAUCCAGGAGGCUGAGGGCAAGAGCCAGAACGGCAACAGGCAGGAGGGCAGGCCCGUGAUUCCACCAGGCCAGCAGGCUAUGCACGCCGCUGCCAUCCCGCAGAACCAGAACUUUAGCAAUACCGUGCCUCACAGGCAUCGUGGCGGCGGAGGCGGAGGACAGCGCGGUGGAGGAGGUCGAGGUGGGCCGCAGGGUCACGGCGGUGUGCCUGCGCAGUAG